UGGGAGUCUUCCAUGGGGUUGGCCCCUCCUGAGCCAUGCCGGAGCCGCAAGAGAAGUGGAGCGCAGACCUAUGCGGGGGCCGAUUGCAGACCUUCCUUUGGGAGCAUCACAAAGACUUGGGUGAGCGGCUCGUGCGCGUUUGGACCCCACCUGGAUGGGAAGCAGGACAAGCGGUCAAAGCCCUUUGGCUCAAUGAUGGUCAAAACCUGUUUCGAGAUGAGGAUGCCUUUGGCGGCGCAUGUUGGGGUGUGGCGGGGACAGUGGCACAUUUGAUUGCUGCAAGGAGCAUCCCACCGAUUGUUGUGCUGGGGAUCGACCACACUGGGAGGAUGAGGACCCACGACUACCUCUCCGCGCCGCCCACUGGGUGGGAUGCCCCCUGGGGAAAAGGAAUGCGCGGAGAUAUGUGGGAUGCACCUGGAGGAGGC
Messenger RNA from Cladocopium goreaui, 428 nucleotides. Lineage: Eukaryota; Dinophyceae; Suessiales; Symbiodiniaceae. The record is from the annotation of a GenBank genome assembly.